Molecule: messenger RNA, 3420 nt
Organism: Scheffersomyces coipomensis
Lineage: Eukaryota; Fungi; Ascomycota; Pichiomycetes; Serinales; Debaryomycetaceae
Gene: ECM22
Product: Ecm22p
Exons: 1
Coding region: 1-3420 (1139 amino acids)
Biological process (GO): regulation of transcription by RNA polymerase II
Molecular function (GO): zinc ion binding; DNA-binding transcription factor activity, RNA polymerase II-specific
Source: RefSeq, a predicted model, not a curated record
AUGUCACCAAUGAGUUCCGCCGCAUCUGAUAGUCCUAAUAGUAUUUUGAGUGAUCCCACUAAUUCAAGAACUGGUAAUGACGAAAACAAUGAAAGUAGUGGUAAUAUCAAUAAUCAAUCAAAUAAUUCAUUUAAUUCAACUCAAGGUAUACAGUUACCAUCUCAAUCAAGUUAUAUAUUAUCAUCAUCAUCUUCAUUACAACCAAAUAUUGAUCAACUUAAACUUCAACAAAUUAAAAAGAGAAAAAAGCAUAAGAAUUCAAAAUUAGGUUGCUCAAAUUGUAAAAAGAGAAGAGUUAAAUGUACGGAAGAUUUACCUCAAUGUUUGAAUUGUGUAAAACAUAAAGUAAAAUGUGGUUAUCUUGAUUAUAGUGAAGAACAAUUGAAUGAAUUAAGACAAGCUAAAUUAACCGAUCAAUUUGAUGAAUUAACCACCAAUAUCAGUACCACUAAUACUUCUACUAAGAAAGGUAAGAGUGCUAGUAUAAGUGAUGGUCAUGAAUUAGCAAGUUCAAGAAAGAAAACUUCCUCAACAUCGAUAUCAUCAACUUCAACUAAUACUAUGACAUCAUCGGCUAGAACAUCCUUUUCGGCUAAUCCUCCAUCCCUGAUUAAACAACAUUCUAUAUCGUCAAAUGUAUCGGAUACGAAUUCUACAGCUUCAACUACUUACUUAAGAGACGACGAUGAAGAAGAGGAAGAAGAUGAUGACGAAGAAGAAGAAUUUGAAGAUGAAGAUUUAGGUAUAUUAGAUGACUCAGAUAAUAGUGGGGGUAAUAAUUUUAAUCUUAAUGAUUCAACUUUUCAUCAACUAAUGGAUUUCCAAACUAAUGUCGUUACUCAAGGUUUCAAUAAUAUUUUAAAUACAUCUGAUGGAUCGGAUUCCGAACAUCAUCAACAGAUUAUUUAUCCAAUUUAUGCCCUUAGUGGAAAUCAACAACAACAACAACAACAACAACAACUGAGUGAACAAGAUUUGAAUGUUCAUCAACAGUUACAACAAGAUCUGCUGCAUAUAAUAUCUUCUUCUGCUCCUCAACUUCAUCAAUUCAAUCAUCAAAGUCAUACUAGUUUUCAAUCUGAUUCUCAAACCUAUCAUGAUAAUAAUUCUCAAAUUGCGGAAUCUCAACCUCAUCAUCAUCAUCAAAGUUUGGAUAAUACUUUGGAAUCAACCAUUAAUUAUGAUACGUUUGAAAGUAUAGAUUUAUAUGAUAUUUCACAACCAGCAUCAACUCAACCUCAAUCGGGUGAUGAUAUGGAUUGGAAUAGUAAUAGUGGUGCUGAAGGAGGUCAAUUUUUUGCUGCUAAUACUAGUGGCUCAACUCACAAUGCGAGUAAUCGUACCGCCCCCUUUAAUAUCAGCUCCCCUAGAGUAUUUCAACCCUUUACCUCCGGCGCCCCAAGUGGAGCCGGCACUCCAUUAUCAGUAUUCCAACAUCAACCAUCCCAAUCCCAAUUUCCCCAUCAAUCCUUAUUACAACGUCAACCUCAACAACAACCUCAAUUUCAUCAACAGCAGCAACCAUCACAACAAUUAUUCCAACAUAAACAAUCUCAUGACCAAUCAUCACCUCAACAACAGCAAUCAUUUCAAUUUCAACAACAUCAACAAUUACAUUCCCAGCCAGGCUCAAUAUUUUCACCAGGUGGUCAACCAUCAUCAGAACCCCAAUCUUAUCAACAACAACAACAAGCCACACCAGGUUCAAGAGGAUCCAUAUUUUACCACCAUAACGGCAAAUCGACUACCUCAAGUUUACCAGGGGCAAUUCUAAUCAAUAAUGAAGAUAGUUUGAUUAAUAAUGUCUUUUCUUAUAAGAAGCAUGAUGAUAUCGAUUAUGAAAAAGCCUUAGUGGACUUAUUAAAAUUAUUAGGUCCAUCGAUUGAUAAUGGUACUUGUCCCUUACCUGAGAUUAGAAAUGUUUAUCAUGUAUGGUUGAAAUCAUUUAUUUCUCGAUCAUUCCGAACUGAAUUAAUGUUUAGUUGUUUGGUUAAUUUAACUACUAAUUUUGUAAUUUCAACUAUUUUUAAUAAUUAUGAAAGUUAUAAAGAAUUUAGUGAUAAUUUAAAGAUUGGUAGUCAAACUAAGAAGAUUGAAAUUGAAAAAUUAAUUGAUAAGACUAAAUUAAGAAAUUUCGCUUUAGUUAAAUCAAUUAAACAUUAUGCUAAAGUUAUUAAAGAUUUAAGAACAUAUCUUAAUAACAAUGAUGAUCCUGAUCUUUGUGCCCAAGCAUCAUAUUUACUUUCAUUAAUGUCGAUUUACGAUCCUGAAUCUACAUUAAAUUCAACCAAUUGUUUCAGAGAUGGAUUAUUUAGUAUUUUAAAUUAUAAUUUUAAUCUUUUAAUGAAAAGGACAGGCCAUGUUCCAAUUAUGAUUUGGGUUCAUUUAAAAUUUAUGAAGAAUAUUAUGAGAUCAAUUUAUUUACCGGGUUAUGAUCCAAGUUUUAUAUAUGAAUUCAGAACUAUAUUAUUACAAUUUGGACAAAUAUUAAAGCCAAUCAUUAAAUUGAAACAUACUUCCAAUAAUCCAUCAACUUUAGAAUUCAUUGAUUCAAAAUAUAAUAAUUUAAUCAAUAUUGUUGAUGAUUCGAUUGAGAAAUAUUUUCCGAUUUUAUUAAAUAAUUUAACCGAUAUUAAGAUUCAACAACAAGUCUUAUAUGAUAUGCUUUAUAGUUGGGUUAGAUUUUACCCUUCAAGAUUAUUAGUUAUAACUGAGUCAUCAGAUCCAUUAGAAAAGAUCUUAUAUUUGUUUUAUAAGGUUUGGAAAAAAUCAUUGAUUGCUCUAUUUCCUCAAACUAAAUAUUUCUUCUUAAGAGAUUUUGAUAGUCCAUUAAUCUUAGAUUUAUUUGUGAUUAAUCGUGAUGUUGAUAUUUUCUUAUAUCAAUUAGAUAAUCCGAUUAAUAAUUGUUUAGAUGAAGAAGAUUAUGCUCCAUUGACACAUGAAUUAAAAUCAAUUUCAUCCUAUUUAAUUCGAAUCAUUACAUUUUUACAAGUUCGAUUUAAUUUACUAUAUCGUUCAACUGUAUAUGAAGAAAUUGCUAAGAAGGAAUUCCCAAUUGAUGAUGUUAAAGUAUGGAGGGAUUCUAUUACUAAUAUUGAAGAAACUCGAAUUAAAUUUAAUGAUUUUAUUGGAUUACAUGAAGUACCAAUUAAAUCAUUUUUAAAACAUUAUAUUAAAUUAGAGAAUUAUCCUCGUGUUAUAAAUCCUAAUGAAAAGUCAUUCAUUAGAAAAGAUGAUGGUAUAGCCAUUGAUGGUAUUUCUGCUCAAACCCCAUUAACGUUGCCUUCUAUGAUGAAUACUCCAAUGCCAAGUAGUACGAUUAAUGAUGAUGAUAUAUCAAUUGAGGUUGAAGUUGAUUUGAGUAGUUUACAAGAAUCAGGAUUUUUAAAUCGUGAUUUUAAUAUUAUGAAAGUUGCAUGA